CUCCGCUGGGUCUCGGGUGGGGAGGGGUCGCCGUCCUGCCCUGAGCCCGGACUCCACAGCUCGGCGCCUGCACCGCUCCCCUCGCCGAGCCCGCGGCGGAGUCUGCAGGCUCCACUCAGCAGGUCUGGGGCUCACCCUGAAUCGGGGCCUGUGGGGACCACUGUGCGGCUUCCCGCUGGGUGCGCGCCGCAACCCUGAGUGGCCGGGCAGUCAUUCCCCUUUUCCAGACGGGAAAGCCAAAUCUUGAGCCCAGAGCCAGCACCGUGUUCUCAGGCGCUGGGACUUCCAACCCGCGAUCUCCCCACUGUAGUAUUUCUUGGGACCUUCCCUGGGGUUCCCCCCGGGGCGUAGAGGUAAGGAACGUCUGGGGACAAGCGCCCCGGAAGUAUCUGGAUUCUGUGUCCUCCGCCGGGAGCAGGCCCCACCGCAGGCGGGAGUGUGUGGGGCGCCCCCGGGACGGUGGCGGGGACCGAACCCCUGCCCCGCGGAGAAGCAGGGGGCACUGGCCGCGGUUCCCCCUGCGCUGCGGCCGCCGCGCUAGCCAGGGUCCGGGGUGGCGCGGAGGGCGGCGGGCUCACACCAAAGUCCACCAGGGACCAAAGUCUGCCGGCCCCAAGCUCCCACCGCGGGGUCGCGGGGGUUUGUUCCGCCUAGUGAGCUUGGGAUUCUGGUUAAAAAUGCGACUGGGCGGAGCCAGGGGCCUCCGACGGCGGGAGGACAGCGCUGCGAGGAGGCGCCCGGGACAGUCAUGGAGCGCCGCGUGGGAGUGAGGGCCUGGGUGGAGGAGAACCGGGGCUCCUUCCAGCCCCCCGUCUGCAACAAGCUCAUGCACCAGGAACAGCUCAAAGUCAUGUUCGUUGGAGGCCCCAAUACCAGGAAGGACUAUCACAUCGAAGAGGGUGAAGAGGUAUUUUACCAGCUGGAGGGAGACAUGGUUCUCCGAGUCCUGGAGCAAGGGAAACACCGGGAUGUGGUCAUUUGGCAGGGAGAGAUAUUCCUCCUGCCUGCCAGGGUGCCCCACUCACCACAGAGGUUUGCCAACACCGUGGGGCUGGUGGUUGAGCGAAGGCGGCUGGAGACGGAGCUAGAUGGACUUAGGUACUAUGUGGGCGACACCAUGGACGUUCUGUUUGAGAAGUGGUUCUACUGCAAGGACCUCGGCACGCAGUUGGCCCCUAUCAUCCAAGAGUUCUUCAGCUCUGAGCAGUACAGAACAGGAAAGCCCAUCCCUGACCAGCUUCUCAAGGAGCCACCAUUCCCUCUGAGCACACUAUCCAUCAUGGAGCCCAUGUCCCUGGAGGCCUGGCUGGACAGCCACCGCAGGGAGCUGCAGGCAGGCACAGCACUCAGCCUGUUUGGGGAUACCUAUGAGACCCAGCACAUGGUGAUGGGGCUGUUUUAUGGGCCUCAACCCUGCUCCAAGCAAGCCUGGUGUCUGGGGGCAGGUUCAAGACCAUCUCCCAUGUGGGGCAAGAAGCGCCAGAAGUUUCUGUUUCACCUCCCACCAGGAGGGCUCCUCGGUGGUGACAAUGGGGGGACAGCACCUGAGCCUGGCCCCUGAUGACAGCCUCCUGGUGCUAGCUGGGACCUCGUAUGCCUGGGAGCGAACACAAGGCUCUGUGGCCCUGUCUGUGACCCAGGACCCUGCCUGCAAGAAGCCCCUGCAAUGACCCUGUUGCCGUGGCCUGAAGCAGCCACAGGUGUGCCUUGCAAGCACCCUCAAGUGCCACCCCUGCCGAACAACUCUCCCAGCCCUACUGCUUCUCUGUGUACCUCCACAGACCUGGACAUUGUUGUCACCCACCCUCCUGCCCUUCUCAGCCCAGAUGCCACGCCCCUGAGUGGGCAGCAACUCCCCAUCUUCUCCGGCAGCCUAAGCCUACUGCCUUGCCAGUCUUGCCAGGUGGUCUACUCCUGGCUCAGCUCCUGACCAUUCCUCUGUCCCUGCAGACUCAGUGCAGCACUUCCCCGCCAAGAAGGCCCUCAAUAAAGGCUUCCUGGUGAACGCA
This is a messenger RNA of Rhinopithecus roxellana (golden snub-nosed monkey), 2009 nucleotides long. It is a transcript of the gene HAAO, whose product is annotated as 3-hydroxyanthranilate 3,4-dioxygenase. Gene Ontology annotation, molecular function: 3-hydroxyanthranilate 3,4-dioxygenase activity; iron ion binding. The transcript has 10 exons. Gene Ontology annotation, biological process: quinolinate metabolic process; 'de novo' NAD+ biosynthetic process from L-tryptophan. NCBI's taxonomy places the organism in Eukaryota, Metazoa, Chordata, Mammalia, Primates, Cercopithecidae. Gene Ontology annotation, cellular component: cytoplasm. Bases 749 to 1561 code for a protein of 270 amino acids. The record is from RefSeq and is a predicted model, not a curated record.